UUUGCUGCUUCAGUAUGCACUAAUGCGCUUGUUGCUAAAUCGUAUUUAGUAAAAAAUACGCAUGCAAGUAUGUCUAAAGUUAACUACGGCGAUUACUUGAACUCAUGGUGAUAUUUUGAUCCAUAUCAUCGUAUCAUCUACGUUGUUUGUAGGUCUCGUAAUAAAGUACUUACUGUAAUCCUGUUACACGACGUUGAUAAGAAAAAAUUUUGAUAAACCGCAAUCAAUUUCGAUUCUGAAGAAUUUAUACUAUGAGCCAUCGAGUCGGGUUCAUAACCUUAUCCAUUUAAAUAAGAAAGAGGAAUUGAUUCAGUGGCCUUCCUUGGUAAUAUCUGGCAUAGCUUCCCCAAUUCAGUGGAACACGUAUUUCGGUUCUGUGUCGACAAAAGUACACGCUGUCUUAUGCAAAAGCGACGUCCAAAGCGUUAACCAAUAGAGGGAUUAAGGUAACGUGCUUCCUCGCUAAUAUGCGCAUACAUGAUUUUUAUACAGGCGUGAUUAAAUGACACAGCAGCGUAAAUCUGUAGGAUUUUUAACUACAUACUAUCCUGUAAUACCACAUUGUUGUUUGAAUUACAUGGAAUGACAUGUGACACGAUUACAUAGUUAGCCAUUAGAAAAUAGAAAAAACAAUGAUGCCAUUGACGAAAUUCGACGUCACAAUUUGAUUAUGGUGUGCAAUGAACGAAAUCUUUGCUCUAGUCAAUAUUUAAACCAAUUUUUUCGCGCCAAAACAAAAUUUAAACAUAGAUGUUCGCGCACCAGAGGUAGACGUCAUCAUUCCGAACCAAGAUGGCGGCCUCCUUGCUGUCAGCAACGUUCGAUUCAACGUUGAUUGAACGUUGCUCAUAGUAGGGAGCUACGAACGAGCAGUCGUGGUGGAGAGAUUUGCCAAAACAAAAACAGGGGAAAUCUAACAUCGACCGAUAUGGCUUUUAUUCUUUAUUGGCGCUUUCUGUAGAUAAUCUCUGUUCAUUGAGAAAGCGUCCUAGCCGAAUGAUAGCGCUUAUUCUUGAAAUUUCAAUCCUUGUAAAACGGCCCGUUCCUUCAAUCACGGGACCGCACUUGUGAAAUCGUCGUAUCUGCUAUGCUGUGCAAUAUGUUGUUUGGUCGUGAUGUUGGUGCUGUUUAGCUUAGGCCAAUGAUUCUUUUUCAUUCUGCCUUGCACUUAUCAGUUGUGCGUACGGUUGUGAUAGCUCGAGUCAUCUAACGAGACCAAUAGGCGGUCAAUAACCGAAUUUGUAGGCAGCAUACAGAUAGCUGGGCAAGUUGGUGACUUAGAGGGGCAAUUUUGGCAGAUCUGUGAAAACGCCAGCUGGUCCUGUGACGGGUAGAAUUCUGUCUGUGACAGAACUGUAGCAUCGACACUUGUGCAACGAAGUGCAGCUCCCGCCUGUAACGCUCAUUGCCGAGAGGCUCGCUUAACAAAGUAACCGUCAAACAGCGUGUGUUGUCCGCGUCGUCGUUCCCUGCGAGUGCCUUCAAGGCGGGAGUACUACUGUUUGUGUCACUGUGCGUGGUGCGUUCGAAGCGGGGAAAUGAGUCGCCAGGUGUUAAAGUGAUCAAAUAAGGUGCCAUUCGGCCCAUGCGUUAGGUAACUGUGAACAGUGCGGCUAGGUACGCACGCCUGUACAGCCGAGUCCUACCUGACACGCGAAGGGAUCGCCGGCAGCCUGGCGUGGUCGGAUCCCGCACUAAUCAGCUUAGCUGAUACUCGAAAGAACAACAACGAUGUCAUCGAGGUCCCUUUUGCCCGAGUUUAACCCCUUGGUGACAGGAUCGAGUAGCACUUCCCGCGAUUGGCUUCAGGCCAUUAGAACUAGGACCAACUUCCGGAUUGGCAACUCGACAGUGCGAUGCCAGACCAAUUUCACGCUUACGAUCAUUGUGCUCGGCACGAUUACUCUGCUCAUAUUCUACACGUUAUUACCGAAGGGAAUGUCACUCUUCGACGACCAUACGCAUUAUCAGAGUCUCCUUGAAGAACCCGCGAACUACAAUGCAACAUAUCCACUUACAAGGCCAAUCUCACUCGAUAGAGCCGAUAACAAACUGAAGUACCGAAUUGCCGUAGUAGCUGACAUGGACAAGGAAUCGAAACUAGUCGAUAAUGCGUGGAUCUCUAAACUCAAAACAGGAUGGUUAGUAUACGAUCGGAAAUAUAAACUCGUCGAAAUUGAAUGGGAUUCAUCGGAACUUACGCUCAAGGGGAGUUUGUCACAGGGCGGUCGGGGUAUGGAACUAUCUGAACUGGUCAUUUUUGAUGGGAAAUUACUAUCGUUUGAUGAUCGGACGGGUGUUAUUUACCGGAUAGAAGACGAGAGGGUAAUUCCAUGGGUGCUACUAAACGACGGAGACGGCCAUGCAACUAAAGGCUUCAAGUCUGAGUGGGCUACCGUUAAAGAUGGCUUGUUAUACGUUGGCGGGCUUGGUAAGGAAUGGACGAAUUCGAACGGCGCAAUUAUAUCAUAUGAUCCGCAAUGGAUCAAGGUAGUAACACCUGGUGGUAGGGUCGUACAUAGGGAAUGGCGGGACAAUUAUCUUAGCCUUUGCGCGGCAGCGAAUAUUGAGCCUCCGGGAUACAUGAUUCAUGAAGCGGUUAACUGGUCUCCCGUGCAUCAGCAAUGGUUCUUCUUACCGCGACGGGCUUCCCACGAGGCUUAUGAUGAUCUGAAGGAUGAAAUACGCGGAACAAAUUUGCUGCUUCGCGCGUCACAGGAUUUCCAGCGAAUCACCUUGCAAAAAGUCGGACCCAAAAUCGAAUCACAUGGAUUCUCGUCUUUCAAGUUUAUACCCGAAACACAAGACACUGUGGCUGUCGCUAUCAAAUCUGAGGAGGUGAAAGGCAAGGCUGCUACGUACAUCACCGUAUUCAACGUUGCCGACGGACAAAUUAUUUUUCCCGAAACUAAAAUUGGAAAUGUUAAGUACGAGGGUAUCGAGUUCAUUUAGGCCGUUUAGGAAUAGCUCAAUUAGACGUGUAUAUUGGUGACCGAAAUCCUCCUCUAUACGAAUCCACGCCACAAGAGAUGUGGCUUUCAUUUUGUCCUUGAUACCUAGUUGUAGUACGACCUAGUCAUUUCAUGUACAUGUCUUCUAACUUACAUCUGGCCUCGUAAAUCAAGAAAAAGAAAUUGAUUGGAUAUUCCGUAACGUUCGGCUUACGGUAUCUGAUCUUCGCAUCUGAAAAACUUUUACGCAUGUUUGUAUAAAUAUAUAUGAAUUCUACGGUAGCCUAAUAGAUUAUGUCCCACGUAUAUAUAACUAACAGUAGUAUAAAAUCCCUUGUUGCUGCCGUGUAUUGUACAGAUUUUCUGAUAUAAGCAAAUAAUUAUACCAAUGAUAAGCGACAUUUUAAUGAAUUUAAUUUCUCAGAAAGGUUAGGUUACGUUAGAUUAGGCUGACGUAAAACUGUACUAAAAAUAAGUGGUGACUUGUGUAUGAUUUGUUUCGCGUCAAAAAAGGCGAUUUUAUAAAAUACUUGUAGCUGAUAAUACAUGCCACUAAACGCUCACAAUCGUCUCUUUUCUUUGAGACCCUACAUUUUGCUGGGACUCUUAUUAGCCAGAUGAUUCCUUUCAGUUUCGCAUUUGCUCGUUGAUGUUUGCACAAAAUCGAGACAAUUAAAGCAUGGGGCAAAUUGCGAAGGUCGGACAAGUUGUAGUUAACACCUGACAGCCAAAUCGUAAAAUAACCUGAUAUUUUGUGUAUUUUUGCAGUACCAUGUGCUCCAAGCACUGGUCAUUUUUUUUUGUCUGGUAUUCUAGGAUUAUUGCUGGUUAUUUUUUUUCACAAUAUUUUAAUGUGCCUGUAGCUGGGCAUCCUUAUAAUUAUUACUCGUAUCGUUCUUCUGACUGUUCUUCGCAGAAGUGCACUCGAGGCCUUUUGUAUAGGAACAAGUCCACAAAAAUGAUCGCAUAGAGAUCGUAGUAAAUAUAAAGCAAAAACUUAAUAGGGUCAAAAUAUGUGGGUUCAUAAGUUUAGGUGUGACUGUUGUUACUGUCUUGGCAAUCCAUCUUUUAAAGUUAUGAUUUCGUGGACGACACGGCCUGUCGUAGACUUAAAAAUUGCGAUAAGUUAACAAGUUGUUAAUCGAUUUUUUAUGUUAAGAGUUGGUGUUGUCCUCGCAUAGCUACAUACUGAUGUGGCUCUAAUCGUUAACUUAACUUCAAAGGUUACUUAACCUCACUUGACAGAAUACACUGAUAAUGUGAUAAUGAUGUUAAUGUCAACUGAAAAUGCCAUGCGCUACAAAUGCAAAAUCCGUGUUAAGUGUUAAGUAAUAUUAAAAUUAUGUUACGUAUGUGACAAAGGAACCUUGUGUAUGGUUUAAAGUACAAUAUCUGCCCGCCACACUUUGAAUUGUGAACAGCUGUGGAGCUCCCGCAGUAGUUAGAAUCGUAGCUCGUGUUCAACGUAUACAAAGAUAGCUUUUUAAAUUGUUACCUAUCAAAAAUGAUGUUUGUACAUUCUGUUAAUAAAAGACGAAAACAAAGUAU
This is a messenger RNA of Varroa destructor (honeybee mite), 4499 nucleotides long. RefSeq names its product soluble calcium-activated nucleotidase 1. Lineage: Eukaryota; Metazoa; Arthropoda; Arachnida; Mesostigmata; Varroidae. Gene Ontology annotation, biological process: proteoglycan biosynthetic process. Gene Ontology annotation, molecular function: GDP phosphatase activity; UDP phosphatase activity; calcium ion binding. The record is from RefSeq and is a predicted model, not a curated record.